This is a messenger RNA of Pichia kudriavzevii, 771 nucleotides long. RefSeq lists its product as uncharacterized. Gene Ontology annotation, molecular function: structural constituent of ribosome. Gene Ontology annotation, cellular component: ribosome; cytosol. The coding region runs from base 1 to 771 and encodes 256 amino acids. Gene Ontology annotation, biological process: translation. The record is from RefSeq and is a predicted model, not a curated record. The transcript has a single exon. NCBI's taxonomy places the organism in Eukaryota, Fungi, Ascomycota, Pichiomycetes, Pichiales, Pichiaceae.
AUGGCAAUCGGUAAGAACAAGAGAUUAUCCAAAGGUAAGAAGGGUCUUAAGAAGAAGGUCGUUGACCCAUUCACCAGAAAGGAAUGGUACGAUAUCAAGGCACCAACCACUUUUGAACACAGAGAUGCAGGUAAGACUUUAAUCAACAAGUCCACUGGUUUAAAGAAUGCAGUUGACGGUUUAAAGGGUAGAGUUUUCGAAUUCAACUUAGCUGAUUUGCAAGGUUCUGAAGAUCACGCACACAAGAAGAUCAAGUUGAGAGUCGACGAAGUCCAAGGUAAAAACUUAUUGACCAACUUCCACGGUAUGGAUUUCACCACUGACAAGUUAAAGUCUUUAGUCAGAAAGUGGCAAUCCCUUGUCGAAGCUAACGUUACUGUUAAGACUGCUGAUGAUUACGUUUUAAGAGUUUUCGCUAUUGCUUUCACCAAGAGACAAGCUAACCAAGUCAAGAGAAACACUUACGCUCAAUCUUCCAAAUUAAGAGAAGUUAGAAAGAAGAUGAUUGAAAUCAUGACCAAGGAAGUUUCCAACUCCACCUUAGCUCAAUUAACUGGUAAGUUGAUCCCAGAAGCUAUUGGUAACGAAAUCGAAAAGGCAACUCAAGCUAUUCUUCCAUUACAAAAUGUUCAUAUCAGAAAGGUCAAGUUAUUAAAGCAACCAAAAUUCGACUUAGGUAACUUAUUAUCCUUACACGGUGAAUCUUCUGUUGACUCUAAGGGUAAGAAGGUUUCCUCUGGUUUCAAGGAUGUUAUCUUAGAAACUGUUUAA